Messenger RNA from Paramecium octaurelia, 512 nucleotides. The record is from the annotation of a GenBank genome assembly. Lineage: Eukaryota; Ciliophora; Oligohymenophorea; Peniculida; Parameciidae.
UUUUAAUUUUAAAUGUGUUUGGAAGAAGUUUAGGAUGACAAGGGAUUGGAGAAAUUUUUGAAAAUGGCUACUAAAUAGUAAGUCAAUUCAUUAAGUCUAGUUAUGAGACAAAAUAUGGGACCCCUUAAAAAAAUUUGAGGGAAAAGGCGAUGACUUUGUGGUUGGAUUUACCAUCAUUUAAAGACAAAAUGAUAGUUAUGGAGUUUAUGUAAAGGAAAAUCAACAGGAUUGAAUCCUCGUAGACAAAAAUCACUUAGUUUUUUAAAUCUCACUCCAAACCAUCAGCAACCAAAAUUUAGAAAUAGUUUGAUUUAGGGGAUGAUUAAGAUAUAACAGGUCCAUUGAUAGGUGACAACACCCCAUUGAAAAGAGACAGAUCUCCAUACAGCAAAUUUUAUGAAGAAACUUAUUGGAAACUCAAAUUAGAGUACGAAUUUCUGAAUUAGAAAGAGAUAAGAUAAAUGGUUAAAAAAUAAUGGGAAAGUAAUAGAAAGAUAAUAUAAAAUAUAUGA